Messenger RNA from Rotaria sp. Silwood2, 753 nucleotides. The record is from the annotation of a GenBank genome assembly. NCBI's taxonomy places the organism in Eukaryota, Metazoa, Rotifera, Eurotatoria, Philodinida, Philodinidae.
AUGUUAUUAUUAAUUAUUUACUAUGAAUAUUAUUGUAAUAAUCAAUUAUCAUCCAUAAAUACAUUAUUAGAUAUAAUUGAAAAUAAUUUACAAUUAUUAUCUGAAGAAUUACGAUUAUUUCGUGUUUUUAUAAAACCUGAACAAUAUAUGAUUGGAUAUACAAGAGAAAAUAAUAAUAAUAAUAAUAGAGAUAAAAAUUUUCUUAAUGAUUUAUUUAAACUCGAUUGUAAAGAUGAAUUUCAAUUAUCUUUACGUCAUAUGCUUGUCAAUCUUAUGGCAAUGAUUUUAUUAGGUGGACAACAAUCUUUUCUUUGGACAUUUAUGUUUCAACCAUUAACAUUACAAAAUACAUUUGGAUUUGGAUCAACAUCACAAAUUACCAUUCAAGCCAAUGGUGUUCAUUAUGAUUGUGGUUGUAUCCUUUCACAAAAUGGUGAUUUAUUACAAUUUGCGAAUAGAGCAAAUGAAAAUCCAUUAAAUAUUCCAGCAGUUUAUGUUGCUUAUUUUUCGACAUUCGGUGCAUUGGCAUGGCAUCUAUUAUUAUUUGAUAGAUCUGUUGAAAAUUUGCAUGGACCAGUUCUUUCACCAACAGCUAUUGCUGAUAAUACACCAGUUUAUCGACUUGCUGGUGAUAAUAUUCGAGCUAAAGUUUGUUAUUUUGUUUCUACGAGAUUAUUAUCAACAUUUCACUUUUUAUCAAUUCAAUUAAAUCAAAAUGAUGCUUGUAUUCUUUUGACUCGUUGUUUUUUUUAA